AUGUCAUCUCGACGGAUAUUGACGCAGCUCCCGCGACAGAGCCUUCGUGUGUGGACAGUUCCGUGCCCCGCAUCGUUUUGUGGAACGCGUGCUGUGGUGUUUACAGGGUCGCGCUACCGCGCCGCGGCGCCGAACCACGCGCGUAUGGAAGUGCGCGGCUACUCCAUCCUCUCGAACACGAUCGCCAAGUUGCGCAAGAAAAAGGCCGUGGUGGAAGACAAACAUGUGAAUAAUGAACACAACGUGGUGGUGCAGAAUACUGGCGAUGAGCCGUUGCCCGCAGCGGUCACCGAUGAGAUCAUCGUGCUCUUGUCUGAGAUGCGCAAGUUGGUGCGCGCGCGCGUGGACCGCAACGCGCGCAACGCGCAGUUGUUAGAGAAGUUGAUGCGACUCUCGGAGCUUCACGCUGCGCACCUGUGCGGGAUCAACCCCAAGAACUUUCCCCUUAUUAACGACGUUGUCGUGAUGAUCGAUCACACGCGUUUCAGCGUGGAGGAGCACAAAAAGUUGUUUGCGGUGUGUAUGAACGGGAUGCACGACGUGGAAGACAAUGCCGAGUUUCUAAAGACUAUUUUCUUGAAGUUCCACAAAUCCAAGCUCAUUCUCACGCUAGACUUUGACGAAUUCAAGUACUUUGCGCGCUACGUCUCCUUUUUGGGUGACAAGGAGGUCUUGCAGAGCAUGUUCGGCGCGUACAUCGCGCGCCAGCUGCAGACCCCGGGCUUUGAUCCCGCGCAGACAAUUGAGUACGGCAUCUACCUCGAACAGGAAACGGGGUUGUUGGACGUUUGGGAGGCUAAGAAGUUUACCGAGAUGCGGUUGAAGUACGAUGUCUCAGACGCAAUUCAACCGCUUGUGGACUUCUACGCCUUCACGCUCAACCGUAACGCGACCAAGACAGAGCCUGUGCGCGCAAUGUUGGACGAUAUCCUCGCGACGUUGUUAAAGGACUACCCUGGCCGCUGGGGGUACUAUUUGCAGUUGGCUGCGUUUUCUAGUCAUUAUAACUACUGGGCGUUGUACAACCAGGUAACCGCGCACUUGCUCGCGGCGUUCAGUCGUGAGCCACGCGUCCUAGAGGAGCUCACUAUUCAAGAGCUUCGUGCGCUCUCGGCAAUCGCGAUGAAGCAGCGCGCGCGCGCGUUCGGAGACCUCCUCGUCGCACACAUUGAGGGCGCGCGCGACACGGACCUCACGAUCCAGAUAGCCUACGUCGAGCUCUUGUUGCAGUGGAAGUUCUACCGUAUGGAGGGAGAGGAUUUUACCGAAAUCUACGCCGCGAUCGAGGAUCUUUGUGCCUCGCGCCCGCAGCCCCGCGCGCGGUUCAAGACGCUCGACACGCACUUGUACAACACACUUGUCCAGACCGCGUUCUACGCAUGCAAGCCUCUCGCAACGGUUGAGGCGUUCAGCGUGCACCUCCAGCUGGAGUACACAUUGCAGCGUGACGAGGAGACCUUCUGGUUGUUGAUCAACCACGCUUUAGACACAAAGAACACCACGAAGGCGCUUGAAUACUUCGAGAACUCCUUCACUGAGGGUGUGUUGUGGAUGGAACUUGAGGGCAAAUACACGACGGUAGUGAACCGUUUGAUGAGACAACUUGGGGAAGACCUCCUUGCGAAAGGCAACUUUGCGGCCAAAGACGAUUGCAACACCAUCUGGCGGUGGUUCACGCGCUUAGACCAGAUUAAACAUAAGUUGGACGUGUACACGGCCGCGAUGUGGAUGCAACUCUUUCUUAAGAAUGAAAAGGAGUACGUGGGUAACGCUGUGACCAUUGCUGAGCACGUUUUGCCGCCGCUUCCGGAGAAGGGCGAGUUGAAUGAGAUCCUCCCGAAGGAAAAGGCGGACUUUGAAACGUACAAGCCGCUCUACGAUGUGUUAUAUGAUUAUACGCUCUCUUCCACGUUGGAUGCCAACAGGAACUGGUCUAUUUUGGGGUUCAUCGAUACCUUUUUCGUGAUUCCAGCAGAGAAUUACCUUCCGCUCAUGCGCAAGUUCUGCGAAAUGGACCGCCCCAACGCGGGGUUGAUUUUGUUCAAAAACAUGAAGCGUUACCAUCGGUUCUACGGUUUACCGCCGCCGAGCGAAGAGGUCUAUAUCUUUUUGUUUAACAAGUUUGGGGAGAUGUACUACGAAGAGGGCGUGGCACAGAUGCACAAGAUGAUGAACAUGGAAGUGGCGGUGCACAUCGACGCGCGCGUCAUGAACGCGGCACUCGCGGCACACGUCAACUUGCAGGACACGCUCGCCGCGCGUACGUUGUUCCACUCGAUGUUGGCCAUCCCCAAGGAAGUAGGUAUCAACGAGGAGACGGUGUCGAUCAUGAUGAAGAACUACGCGCUCUUGAGCAUCGGCUCAGCCAGACGCUUCUGGUCCAGUUUGUCUGACUUUGACAUCUUGCCGACCGCGGAUAACUACAAGUGGUUUAUUAUCGCGCACUGCCACGCGGGCUUGCCCGACGAGGCCUUGUUGAUCGCGCAAUCCAUGGAGGAGAACUACGUGGAGGUGACCGGGGACGUGUUGGCCACGUUGCACAACUGGACAAGCGACGCGGCCGCGCGCGCGGAGGUGGUGGCGUGGGCCUCUGCGCUGCAUCCGCAGUUGUGGGCACGUAUCGCGCACGACGGUUUGUUGACCAGCGGUGAAGAGAGCUUUGACCGAGACGACCCGAAGCGGAACGUCAAGUUGCUCGCCACUAGGGCGAUAGAGUAG
Molecule: messenger RNA, 2718 nt
Organism: Babjeviella inositovora NRRL Y-12698
Lineage: Eukaryota; Fungi; Ascomycota; Pichiomycetes; Serinales
Exons: 1
Coding region: 1-2718 (905 amino acids)
Molecular function (GO): protein binding
Source: RefSeq, a predicted model, not a curated record